Hordeum vulgare subsp. vulgare (domesticated barley) is the source of this 864-nucleotide messenger RNA. RefSeq names its product serine/threonine-protein kinase STY8-like. Bases 70 to 630 code for a protein of 186 amino acids. The record is from RefSeq and is a predicted model, not a curated record. Lineage: Eukaryota; Viridiplantae; Streptophyta; Magnoliopsida; Poales; Poaceae. The transcript is spliced from 4 exons.
GCCAACGUACCUACCCAAGAUCGCGCGAUUAGUUGAUAUCUUGGCCGGCGCCGGCGCCGGCAGGCCGCAAUGGAGGACGGUCGGGCCGCGGCUGUGCGGAUGAUGCACCACCGGCUGGUGGCGACGGGCAAAUCGCAUGAGCCGCUCUCCUCCUUCCGCCAUCACUUUGAUCGCCUUCCGCGGAGCUACUUGCACACCCGCUGUGUGGGGUCGCCGGAAGACGUGCUGCUCGACCAGAGGCUCCUCGCCGACGCCAAAGCAAAGAAGCGCCUCGUCGCCCACGCCCGCCUCGUGCACCGUGUUCAGGUCCACUACGACGAUGACGGCGGCGGCGAUCCGCCAGCGGCUCAGCCACGGCUGCCGGAGUUGAGAUCAAGUGGAAGUACAAUGCAAGAUGAAAUAUUUAUCCAUGAGAUCAUUUUUGCUUCUUACGACAAACCAAAGCUUCUUAGCAAGUUGUCUCUAUUGAUGUAUGGGGUUGGAUUUCAUGUUCAUGAAGCUCAUAUCUUCACCACAACUGAUGGAUUUUGUUUGAGCAUUUUUAAUGUUGAUGGUUGGCCUCAAGAGGAUGUUAAAGGUAUGCUCGAGGCAAUAAAAGAUGAAAUGAUACGUGAAAAUAUGUAUAUAUAAUAAGCCAUGCGGAUUGAAGAAUGCACAUGUUGAAGUUGAAGAUAAAUUUGAUAUCCUAUUAGCCCUGUGGAGGCUUAUAAGUGUGUAUGGUGAUGUCAUUGUGUGACUCUGUGUGUGGUGUGAGCGUAUUGUGUGCCCACUAACACCGAUUGAAUAAUUGUAGUGGUAUAUGUAAAAUACCAAUUAUAGUCUCAUACGAUUGAGAUCUAUUUGAAGUUGUUCACAGUGAUUGAA